This is a messenger RNA of Scylla paramamosain (green mud crab), 2213 nucleotides long. RefSeq lists its product as uncharacterized. The transcript has 2 exons. The coding region runs from base 850 to 2019 and encodes 389 amino acids. The record is from RefSeq and is a predicted model, not a curated record. NCBI's taxonomy places the organism in Eukaryota, Metazoa, Arthropoda, Malacostraca, Decapoda, Portunidae.
CGUCCCUGGACCAACAACCCGCAAGAGGCGUGUCGAUCACGUCAAGGUGACUCCCCGGCAGGAAAGAGUUGGUAUCCCUGAGUGAGGGGGAUGGGCUGCUCAUGUUUACUGAGGGUCACGUGUGUAAUCCGGCCUGGGUGAAGGACGGGUAUACGUAGAAGACAAACGCCCACCCCUAAAAUAUAAGACGGCAAGGUGACUCCUUGAUCCACAAGAGUCAAUUCACAUGAGAGCUGAGUAAUAUUAAUUCAGGUUAUAAGUGAUGGAUAGUCUUCACACAUUCACUCGACCGGCGUCGCUGGAAUCUGGCUGCACGAGUUACAUAUUCAUAUAUUUAUAUUCAAACACCGGUGACUGAGCAUAACACACAUGCUGGCCUUGUGGAGGGGGAGUGGGGAGGGAGGGAUGAGUACACAAGUGACGUGGAAAAUGUAUGCGCAAUAAGUCACCGACAAAAUGUUGAAUAUAAUUGUGAUGGAGCUUCCGCGUCGUCCCUCAGGCUUUCUUGCUCGGCGUGUUUGAAGACGCAAGGAAAGGAUCAAGCCGCGGCUGUCAUCCCGUGAGACCCACUGACUAAUGAGAGUGGUGAAGUAGUUUGCACCUGUCCCGGAUGUGAGCAACACACGGAAAUUACAGUGGUUACCCUCCCAGUACUCCGACACACACUAAUGUCAUAAUUAAACCUGAGAUGCCAGUGCUGUUGCUACGUCUUUGUCUCUGGCUGGGUGUCUCUCAGCAUCUUGCGUCGCUGUGCAGUGAUUUGCUUAUUCUAAAUAUUCUUCACACUUUCUUUUCCCUAUUCUUUCGUCUGCCUUUCCUACCUGAGGGUGUUGCGCCUUGAUUGUUCACAUGACUCACAUGAACACACCUUCUCCGGCAUCGCGUUUGCUCAAGUCAAGGCUGUGGGGGCGUGGGAACUCACAAGGUCAAGCCUCAAGGGAAGGAGUGGCUAAUAAAGGGAGUCCUGCCUUCCUCCUGCUUCACUCCUUUCCUCGGCCUCUCAGACGGCGGCGGCUCACCAUGACGAUGGCGUGGACUCAGGUAGUGGUGGCGGUGUGCCUGGUGGCAGCUGCAGAGACCCAGCAAGAGUGCCGCGUGUGUCCUGAAGGGUGCCAGACGGUGCCCCGAGCUGAUGGCUCGUGUGGUGUCUGCAUCUGUGACGGCGUGGCGCUGACUGACUGCCAGGUGCCCCUCGAAUGUCCUGAGUCCUGCCCGGUAGAGCGAGGCGUGGAGGGCUGCCUCCAGUGUUCCUGCGUCGGUCAGGAUGCGCUGUGUCGUCCACUGGGAGCCUGCCCCGAGGAGUGCCAGCAACUCGUGGCGGACACCGGCUGUCCUGAAUGUAUCUGUGAGGAACGCGAGGCGCUUUGCCCGCCCCUCCAGUGUCCCGAGGGCUGCACGUUGGAGGAGGAGGAGGGCGGCUGCCCCAGCUGUCGCUGCAAUGCGCCGCGCGUCUGUCCCGCCAUACCCGAGUGUCUCCGAGGCUGCAUCGACCGAGACGAGGAACGCGACUGUUACUUUUGUAAUUGUGCAGUGGAGCCCGACCAGCCCCUGGAGGGAGGCGUGGCCCAGCCGCAGCCUGCUGCUCCAGCCCUGCCAGACCAAAGGCCGCCUGAUGAUGGCGUCAUUGAAGACCUUCCCGGGGAGUUUGAUCCUGUUGACGCAGAGCCUGUGGAGCCUGUGGAGCCUAUCCGUCCCGAGGUGGACCCGGCGUGUGGUGACCAGCGCCUGGAGUGUGCCGCCGGCUGCCGCAUCGGCACAGACGCCAACGGGUGCCGCCGGUGUUACUGCGGCACCAACGCCAUGAUUUGCCCUGGCGUGCGGCGAUGCAAUAGUCGCUGCCAGUACCGGAGCCCUGAGGACGGCUGCUGUCGCUGCCAGUGUGCCGGGCCGGCUAGCCGUCCUGGACUCAGGGUCACUCUGAGAGGGCUCACGCCGGUCUCUGUUGGACGGAUCUUCUCAAUUGGUCGUGCAAGAGGCAGGCGGGGACAGCUUCCCUUCACUCGCAUUGUCUUGCCGUGACCGGCAGCCUGGCUGGGCUGGCUGGGAUCUGGCGGCGGGAGGCUGCGGCCGGCGUCGAGGAAAGGAGGACUUCUACGGAGAUGCCUGGUAUUCUAGAUGCAUAAGGGAUGUGUCAGGACUGAAAAUGUUUGCAUUUGACACAAGUAUGGUUGACUUGUGAAUGUAUUACUGUAAAGUACAUUGUACCUUUGUUU